ACUGUCACUUUUGCUGAUGAAAUUAGCACCGAAAAUUAUGAGGCAUCUUAUACGAAACUAAAACAGUUUUGGUCUAAUAAAGGCAAAGGUUUAACUGAUCCUGUGAAGAAUGUUGAGGAUAAAUGGGAGUUGUUACCUGCCUUUUUAAAAGUCAAGGGACUGGUGAAACAGCAUAUCGAUUCUUUUAAUUACUUUGUUGAAACCGAAUUAAAAAAGAUCAUUCGCGCAAAUGAUAUGAUUACUUCGGACGUUGAUCCAGCUUUCUGGCUAAAAUAUCAUGAUAUAAGGAUCGGUCCACCAGAUCGGCCUGAUACCGAUCACGAAGCACAACAUAAUGUCUUCACGCCUCAUGAAUGUCGAUUACGUGAUUUAACUUAUUCAGGAAAUAUUUAUGUCGACGUGGAAUAUGUGCGUGGUAAAACAAGAGUUAUUCGUAAAGAUACAAUCAUCGGAAAAUUGCCUAUAAUGCUUCGAAGUUCAAAGUGCGUAUUAACUGGAAAAUCUGAAGCUGAAUUGGCUAAAAUGUUUGAAUGUCCAUUGGAUCCAGGCGGAUACUUUAUCAUAAAAGGAACUGAAAAAGUUAUACUUAUUCAGGAACAACUUUCAAAGAACCGUAUUAUAGUUGAAGGCGACAGAAAAGGUCUUGUACAAGCUUACGUGACAAGCUCAACCCACGAAAGAAAAAGUAAAACUUAUAUAGUUGCAAAGAAUGAUGCAAAAAAUGAUAAAAUCACAUUAAAACAUAAUUCAAUUUCUGAGGAAAUCCCAAUUGUGAUAGUAAUGAAGGCUAUGGGAAUUCAAUCUGAUAAAGAAAUAGCCCAAUUAAUUUCAGGAGGAAAUCAGACAUUUUUGAACAUGUUUUCCCCAAAUAUUGAAAUGUGCGCGAGCCUGAAUAUAUUUACACAGAAGCAAGCUUUAGAUUAUAUAGGAAGUAAGGUUAAAGUAACGAGGAAAAUUGCAAAUGUACGAAGACCUAUGGCCGAGGAAGCAUUGGAAAUCCUUUCAACUGUUGUACUUGCUCACGUUCCUGUAAAAGAUCUGAAUUUUCAGCCAAAAUGUAUUUACAUUGCUAUCAUGAUUCGACGCGUCUUAAUGGCUUUAGCAAAUGAGAACUUGGUAGAUGAUCGUGAUUAUGUUGGAAAUAAGCGAUUAGAACUUGCGGGUUCUUUACUAUCGCUUUUAUUUGAGGAUUUAUUUAAAAAGUUCAAUUUUGAUUUAAAGCUAAAUAUCGAUAAAUUAUUGAAGAAACCUAAUAGAGCAUCUGAAUUUGAUGCACAUAAACAAUUGAUGCAACAUGGCGACUGCAUAACGAACGGAUUCGUUCGUGCAAUUGCUACUGGAAAUUGGACAUUAAAACGAUUUAAAAUGGAGAGGGCUGGCAUUACACAUGUUCUUAGUAGGUUAAGCUAUAUUUCAGCAUUAGGAACAAUGACUAGAAUUACAUCACAGUAUGAAAAAACGCGAAAAAUAAGUGGCCCUCGUGCUCUUCAGCCGUCACAAUGGGGCAUGCUUUGUCCUGCUGAUACCCCCGAAGGUGAAGCUUGCGGGUUAGUAAAAAAUCUUGCUUUAAUGACGCAUAUCACAACUGACGAUGAAGAGGAGCCUUUAAAGAGACUUGCGUUUAAUCUUGGCGUCGAAGAUGUGAACGGUCUCACAGGUUCUGAACUCUAUCAACCAAAUGUUUAUAUGGUAUUUUUGAAUGGUCUCAUGCUCGGUAUUACGCGUCAACCUAUUGAUUUUGUCAAAGAUUUUCGAAUCUUACGCCGUUGUGGUAGGAUUUCAGAGUUUGUUAGCAUUUAUGUAAAUCAUCAUCAUGCAGCAGUUCAUAUUGCUUCAGAUGGUGGUCGUGUAUGUCGUCCCUUGAUUAUAGUGGAGAAUAGUACGCCAAAAGUGACUUCAGAGCAUAUUAAAAAAUUAAAACAAGACAAGAUGAAAUUUGCAGAUUUUUUGGCACAAGGACUUGUCGAAUAUUUAGAUGUAAAUGAAGAAAAUGACUCAAAUAUUGCUAUAUAUGAACGUGAAAUUGAUUAUCAAACUACACAUCUGGAAAUUGAACCAUUUACGAUUUUGGGCGCUGUAGCAG
Molecule: messenger RNA, 2083 nt
Organism: Racocetra persica
Lineage: Eukaryota; Fungi; Glomeromycota; Glomeromycetes; Diversisporales; Gigasporaceae
Source: the annotation of a GenBank genome assembly